ACUGCAGUCCGCAGCCAGCUAAGCAUUCUUCCCCUGUGAAUAUUUGCGGUUUGUGCAGUCAAGAUGAGUGGUGUUGUGGUAAAGAACAUGUCCUUCAAGGUGGGCCAGACCCUGACCAUCACAGGGAUCCCUAACUCUGACGCCACACAUUUUGUCAUCAACGUGGGCAACAGUGAGGAUGACCUCGCCUUGCACAUGAACCCUCGCUUCGACGCCCACGGAGACACCCGGGCCGUGGUGUGUAACUCCUACCAUGGAGGCAAGUGGUGUGAGGAGCACAGAGAGGGAGGAUUCCCCUUCAACCAGGGAGAGGAGUUUAAGAUAAAUAUCACCUUCACCAAGGAGCAGUUCCUAGUUUCUUUUCCCGACGGCUCUGAGAUCCACUUCCCCAAUCGCCAAGGAGACGAGAAGUAUAAAUACAUGCACUUCGAGGGCGACGUCAGGAUCCAGGGCGUCGAGAUCAAGUAGACCAGUCAGAGUGGAGAAGAAUCCUCCAUUAGGCACUCAAUUGGAUCUUUAGCUUUCUUGUCUGGCUGCUCAUUGGCUUUCCAGAGGUCCACACACACACACACACACACACACACACACACACACACACACACACACACACACACACACACACACACACACACACACACACACACACACACACACACACACACACACACACACACACACAAGCCUUAUCCUCUGUUUUUUACUCACUCACCAUAGUUUUAAGUUAGUUUUAAUGCUGCCAUUCCUAACCGAUGGAUGGAGCCACUAACAAGUGAAACCUACAAGUAAAAUAGAUAUUUUACAGGAGCAGCACAUUACAAGCUUGGAAGUGUUGAAAUGUGAAAGUUACCUGGGAGUUAAAUUAAUAUCAAUUGUUUUUUUGAAGAUAAAUGUGUCUUUCAUUAAUGUGGAACAAUCAUUCCAGAUCAUUCCAGAAGUGGUUUAAGAAAAGUGCAAAAAUAUUUGUUCAUUAAAAUGAUAUUUUUUUGAACCAUU
Molecule: messenger RNA, 993 nt
Organism: Salvelinus namaycush (lake trout)
Lineage: Eukaryota; Metazoa; Chordata; Actinopteri; Salmoniformes; Salmonidae
Product: beta-galactoside-binding lectin-like
Exons: 4
Coding region: 64-468 (134 amino acids)
Molecular function (GO): galactoside binding; laminin binding; carbohydrate binding
Source: RefSeq, a predicted model, not a curated record